AUGCGUGUGAAGAAGGACUCUGCACUGAACCCUUUAAUUUGCAAUACUCACUCUAUAGAUAUUCAAAUGGUAAAUGGAAAAGGAACCAAUACUUUCACCUCUAACAAUUUAAUCAGUUUUGCCUUAUCGUGCAAUAUUCCUGCAGGACACUUUUUAGAACUGUGUUUUAUUUUUACUGGCACAGGGAAAGCCAAUCAUUUACGCAUGAAUUUGUAA
Echinococcus granulosus is the source of this 216-nucleotide messenger RNA. RefSeq lists its product as hypothetical. Bases 1 to 216 code for a protein of 71 amino acids. NCBI's taxonomy places the organism in Eukaryota, Metazoa, Platyhelminthes, Cestoda, Cyclophyllidea, Taeniidae. The transcript has 2 exons. The record is from RefSeq and is a predicted model, not a curated record.